This is a messenger RNA of Penicillium arizonense, 918 nucleotides long. RefSeq lists its product as uncharacterized. The transcript is spliced from 2 exons. The coding region runs from base 1 to 918 and encodes 305 amino acids. Lineage: Eukaryota; Fungi; Ascomycota; Eurotiomycetes; Eurotiales; Aspergillaceae. The record is from RefSeq and is a predicted model, not a curated record.
AUGAGGUUCGGCUUGGAUAAACCUGGCGCGCUCCCACUCCUCGCCUUGAUUGUGUUCUCGCUGCUCACAUUGGUGCCAUCGCUGUCGAAUAUUUACAACCUCAAGUUCGCCGACUUCAGCUUCUACCCCGGUACAUCUCGCCAGGUCCCCCUUCUUCAAGAUGGAGCUACCGAAAUACCCCCGAAAGCACACUCCGUAAACGACCAUCGGAAACCAUGGACUCUCGCUGGGCCCCAUCGAUCGCGUGUGAACCUCCACUCGCGCACCUCGCGCACAGGAGGUGCCGCUGCAAUUCCAGCUAGCGAGACGACGGCAGUGGCGAACAAAAGUCGAAUUUCCUCGAUCGCCCGCGAAUCAUCGUUCUCGUUUAGUCGGAGAGCCCGCGCAUUCAGAACCUAUUUCAUCCAACAAUUCGACGACUACCAAUUCCUGGCCCCCUUCUCCAACCGCUCAUCAGCGGCCUUCGCGAACGCAUACCCGACCAUCACCCUGAAUGAAGCCACUCCCCCGACUCCCAAUGUAGAUCAUACCUCCACGACAUCCUCAUCUAAUCAUUCAACCUCAUACAAUAUGCACGAAACAGGGCUGCAGCUCCCUGUGUCCCUCCGGAAGGUGUGUCAGCAGGCCUGCCACACCGCAGUUGAGUUCGGAAAGCGAUUGGCGCUUUCCGGGGCAGAGUAUGCCAAAUCCAUAUUCCACGUGGACGAACAGAAAGACGUCCCGACAACAUUAAUACGCCAUCCCACCCCCUCUCCCGCCCAUCCGGAAGACCAAUCAAAUACGCCCCCUGCCCUAGCUCAGCAAAAAGUUGGUGCUGAGGAAGCCACCGAUGCUGCCGCUGGUCGGCACUCGCAGGAGCUCCAUGGGAGCUGUAUGGCUGUGGUGAUUGGUCUUGUGGCGGGAAUCAUGUGGUUCUAG